CAGUUUUACUAAACUUCGUAUCUUAAGAAAAAAAGUCUGAGUUACGAAGUUCGUAACUUUUAAAUUAAGAUACGAUGCUUCUGUUUUACUAACGCGUUCGUAAAUUUUUAUCGUAAUCUUAACUUAUGAACAAUUCGUAAGAUACGAUCUUGGAACUCUCUUUUAAAGGAGAUAUAAAUAUUCGUAGUUACGAACGCUGCGCAAGCGCAUUAGUCACUUUCACUUUUAUUCGCGGCAAUACGUCAUUCUCGUCUGCGACAAAAAAAUGGAAAAAGAUAUCAAGCGGAGAAGGCCCAACUGGAGCGAGGGGGAACUUGUGGCUUUGGCGGAGGCAGUGGUCCCUAGGGCUUCAUACCUGAAAGGGAAGCUGUCUCCGUCAUUGACAGCUGAGAGAAAACAGGAGCUGUGGGAGGAGGUAGCCGAUGAAGUCAACUCUGUUGCCAUGGUUAAAAGAACAGUCGAUGAAAUGAAGAAAAAGUGGGCCGACAUGCAGAGCCUGACAAAAAAGAAAGAAGGGGAAAGGAGAAGGUCCAUAAAGAUGACUGGUGGAGGCCCUGGCCCAAAUCUUAUUUUUAAAUGCUGGGAAAAUUUGGUUCUAAAAUCCUUAUCAGAUAUUGCAAUCGAGGGCAUCAGCGGUGGAGUUGAUACUGCAGAAUGUGUCCAAGAAGCUUCUUCCAUUAGUAUCACUGCUGUUGUUCCAUCUACUACAGACUCUGCUAAACCUAGACUCCCCAUCCAAGAUAACACCAUGCCUCAGUCACUAUCCGGUACAAGUAGCAGAAAUGGUGUCAAAGACACAUCAACCCUUAGUCAUGGUGCUGUGAUUCCGCUAACAGAGGCUGAUAAACCAGGAACCUCCAAAGAAGGUGACAAUGCAAAUGCCAGCAGACCAGUCAGUAAACACUUACAGUCCAUGGGGGGUGAAAAGGCUGUAAAGAAGAAAACUCUGAACUCUGAAGCACAACAAAAGACACAUAGAAGAGAUGACGAGAACUGUGCAAAUGAAAGAUAUUUUAAAUUUGAAGAGGAGAAACUACAAAAACUGGAAAACUACAGGAAAAGAAAAUUAGAACUUUUGGAGGAAGUAAAAGUUUUCCAACAGAGGAGCUGCCUUGCACUUGAGAGAAUUGCCGAGACACUAAUAGAACAGCCAAAAGAAUUUUCUCUGUCACCAGUGAUAAAGUUCUAAGUUUUAUCGGCAUUAAUUCAUAGGUCCCUCACCAAUAACAAUUUAAGUGUACUCUAGUCUAGUUAUGUGUCUGAUGUAACAUAUUCAACUGCAACAACCAUUUUUGGCCUUGACCUUUCCUGUAACCUUGACUUCACUUUUUAAAAAAAAAAUUGCAUUUUUUUCAGUUUCAACAAAGUUACUCGUUACAAGUAUUAUUAGAUUAAUGAAUAUGUUAAUACAUAAUAUUUUUAGAAUUUUUCAAUUAUUCCUAUUUUUCAACUUGAU
Messenger RNA from Saccostrea cuccullata (small rock oyster), 1456 nucleotides. RefSeq names its product myb-related transcription factor, partner of profilin-like. Bases 266 to 1189 code for a protein of 307 amino acids. The record is from RefSeq and is a predicted model, not a curated record. Lineage: Eukaryota; Metazoa; Mollusca; Bivalvia; Ostreida; Ostreidae. The transcript has 9 exons.